GCCUGAGAAAGAGAACGUUCAUGUGAAAGGUGUUAAAAGUAAUGAUUGUGUUUUGUAAAGAAUAAUUCUAAAAGUGACACUUUUACAAUGGAUUUUAUCAUUUUAAAGGUGAAUGGUGUAGAUGUGUCUGGAAGUCAAGAGGCGGCGUUUGCUCAGUUGUCUACCGCCGACGAACCGAUUAUUGUAGAGGUUCGGCGGAAGAAAAUCUUCGAACUAUCUGAAGUUGAAAAAAUGCGGGAAGAAACGGAAAACUGUACACUUCCCUCAGGAGGAGGGGUUGAUAUUAUCCCAGAUUUAGAAUAUGAGAUUGACGGAGACACUAUGUGGAGUAAGGUACAAGCCCAGGAAAAAUUUCGUCAGAGCCGCGGAACCAUUCGUCUUCUCGUUGUUCGUCCCCCUAGCACUGCAGUCCGUUCAUCUAGCUGCUCGUCCUUCCAAAGAAAGGACGAGUAUGAGCAGGAUUUAGAUUUGCUCUUGGAGCAAAAACUUCGGAGCCUGGACAGCGGUAAUUCGUCCCUGGAGAGCGGAGACAGAUCUUAUGACAGCGACAAGAAACUCGAAAUAUCAGAUCGGUCUUUCGACAGCGAAAAGUCGAAAAAUCGUCUGUCAUCGACAAGUUCGAAGGACAGCGGGCACAAAAGUGACUCGAUAGAUCGAAGCACAACUAACUCCUCGAAAUCUGAUUCGUCUCAACUAUCAGAGUUGAGUGAUCCUUUAAACCAAUCCUUCCUUGGACUGAAACACAGCCAAUCUAUGUUCUCCAUUGAUGACGAUUUCAUCUUUGUCAAUUCGAAGAAAAAUUUCGAUCUUAAUCGAAAUUCGAUCGCAAAGCCUAGUUUUUCCACAGAGAUGAAUAGAAAGGGAAAGAUUGAUCCAAUUUAUGAAAUGAUACCGGAGCAAUCCGAGACUGAUGAAACCUACUGUCUUCCCCUGGAUAAUGUGAACAAGAGCAACAAGAACAGUCUGAUAUCAAACAAGAACACCAAGAACGGAUUGAUGAUGAACAAGAACUGUUCCCCUGAACACACGGCAGGAAAGACAAGAUCAAAGUCGAGCGACAAGAUUAGAGAUAUUCUUAGACCCAAGCCUGGAGAUAAACCAAUCCCGCGCUCGGUUAGUCUCAAUAAAUAUGAAAACCGGUUUAAUGCUGAUCAGCAACAGCAGCAGGAACAGAUGAAACAAGAGCAGGAGGUGAAGAAACAGGAGGAAAUUGAAAACUGGAUCAAGUCUUAUUGCAGAAAAUCCUCAGAAGCCAGACUUGCUGGUAACUCCCCGAUGAAUACUCCACCAAUUAUUACUCAAAGACGACCUAUGUCGGAAUCAACUCUUUCCCUUGUAAUGUCUACCGCCGAUCCUUCCGCUUCGUACUUCACCUCCGAUCCCCUGCGAACUGUAGAUUCGGCGUACGGUAACCUGUACAUAAACCCAACAAGCGAGCAGUACAUUUCUCCUGAUCAAUGCUCCGAUAUUGUGUACACAGACUUAAACAAUGUGCAGUACAUUAUCCAGCAGCAGCAGCAACAACUUCUAAACAAACUCAACAAACCGGUUUUUAACGCUCCGCCGCCUCCGCCUGGACGAUUCCCACCCGCCUGUGAUCGCGUCCCGCCUAUUUUGGAUCCCCGGACUAACUCAGGAGAGCAUCAUGAACAGUCUACUUCGUUUAUGGGAAGUGGACGAGAGGACGAGAACUGGGAGUGGAAAGUUAAAAUUCGUCCAGACGGGACAAGAUAUGUCACCCGCAGGCCGCUACGGAAACAUCGAAUGUUACAAGAACGUGCGCGUCAGGUGGCCGCCGAGCGCGCAGCAAAUACCACCGACGACGAUACAACGUCAGAACUUAAAUUUGGAAAAUUUUGGACAAAACAGGAACGAAAGCAUCAUCUUGAGGUAGCCAAGGAACGUAGACUAAAGCGGGAAGAAAAGUUAAAAAUGCGCCAAGACGAAGAAACCGGUUCUGCCGAGAAAUGGCGGGAAACCUGUUCAGGGGUGAAAUUGCGUGAAACCGGUUCUGGAGAGAAAAAGCGGGAAACUGGGUCUGCUGAGACGGUGGCACGACGUGAAUUAACUAAAACAGGGGAGUCAAUGGACAGAAAAAGAUUUAGUUUGCAAGAGGAGAAUAUGAGAGCUGCUCAAAAUGAAAUUUUAGUCUCAGUGAUGACUGUUUAAAAUUUAUAAGAUUUAAAAAAGUUUUAUAUAUAUACAUGACGAAUUUUAAAAUCUUUUUUAUUGGUUUUCUUAAAAGCACAUAUUGGAUUGAAGAAUAUUAGAGAAAUGAUUCAUGAUUCUCCGUAAACUUUUAACCAAAGAAUUUUCAUUUCAAGUUGCAAAAUUGAAAGAUUAAAAAAAAUUUUAAUAAGAUAUCUUUCAUUCUUAGAAAGGUUGUUGACAGGACUUAACCCUAUCCUUGCCGGGUACUUGAAAACCAGGAUACGCUGGGGGGGGGGGAAGGGGUCAAUUUAACCUUAUUCCCAUGUUCGAUGUCCAAAUAUGAGAGAUGAUACAUCAAAUUGGAAUUCUCUUUAGCUCUACUUUCAGAAUAUUCAAAAAAAAAUAUUAAAUAACCUGUAAUCAAGAAAAACUAGAAAUGUGCAAAUUUCUUUCGACGGGUUGUAUGCGAAUAAUUAGCAAAAAUUUCUUUGCAACACUUAUGCAAUCUGUUUCCUUUUGUCAUAGGCUUUCCAAAAAGCUAAAAAAUUUCCAAUCUGACAACUGAAAGUGGGUCAAAACAAAGAUUUAGUUUGU
Messenger RNA from Eurytemora carolleeae, 2745 nucleotides. It is a transcript of the gene Slip1, whose product is annotated as PDZ domain-containing RING finger protein 4. The record is from RefSeq and is a predicted model, not a curated record. Lineage: Eukaryota; Metazoa; Arthropoda; Copepoda; Calanoida; Temoridae. Gene Ontology annotation, molecular function: protein binding.